AUGGUUGUUAUAGAGAAUGCACAUGAGGACAUUAUUCAUGAUUCUGUUUUAGAUUAUUAUGGGAAAAGAUUGGCUUCCUGUUCUUCUGAUAAAACUGUCAAGAUCUUCGCUUUGGACGGUGAAUCUUUCAAACUUUUAGAUACUUUAAGGGGCCAUGAAGCUCCAGUUUGGCGUGUUAGCUGGGCACAUUCAAAAUUUGGUGAAAUAUUGGCAUCUUGUUCCUUUGAUGGUAAAAUUAUAAUAUGGGAAGAAGUUAGAGGUAAGUGGACAAUGAUUGAUUCACUAUCUGUACAUUCUGGAUCAGUUAAUUCAAUUGAAUGGUCCCCACAUGAAUUCGGUGCUAUUAUAUUGGCAACUUCUUCUGACGGUACUGUUUCCGUUACAGAAUUGAAAGAUCGUAAAUUAGGCAAGCCAAUUAUUAUAAAUGCUCAUACAUUGGGUGUCACUUCCGCUUCUUGGUCUCCUUUUGUAGCUGUAGAAGAAGAUGGGACCACGAAACACCAGCAACGAAUUGUCACCGGUGGUAUUGAUAAACUAGUGAAGAUAUGGAAAUAUGAUGAUGAGAACAAGAAAUAUAUAUUGGAACAUACUCUAGAAGAACAUACUGGGCCAAUUAAAGACGUUUCAUGGUCACCGACUUUACUAAGAAAAAGUUACAUUGCUAGUACAUCAGAAGAUAAGAAUUGCAUCGUUUGGACAAAGUCUGAUACCGAAGAUACAUGGGAGAAGAAUGUUAUUGAGAAUAAAAGCUUUGAUCAUGGAAUCUCUAGAGUCAAUUGGUCAUUAUCUGGUAAUAUUUUGGCAGUAUCUACUGAUGAUUAUCAAGUAACUUUAUUAAAAGAAAAUAAUAAGGGCAACUGGGAAAUUGCUGGUAAUCUAGAGAAGUAA
Messenger RNA from Vanderwaltozyma polyspora DSM 70294, 888 nucleotides. Its product is annotated as WD40 repeat domain-containing protein. NCBI's taxonomy places the organism in Eukaryota, Fungi, Ascomycota, Saccharomycetes, Saccharomycetales, Saccharomycetaceae. Bases 1 to 888 code for a protein of 295 amino acids. The record is from RefSeq and is a predicted model, not a curated record. The transcript has a single exon. Gene Ontology annotation, molecular function: protein binding; structural molecule activity. Gene Ontology annotation, cellular component: nuclear pore outer ring; COPII vesicle coat. Gene Ontology annotation, biological process: protein import into nucleus; positive regulation of TOR signaling; COPII-coated vesicle budding.